GUGGCGGUUACUCACUGAGACAUUGUAUGGUGCAGUGUUUUUACGCGUCAUAGUGUAAAUACGCAAUCAGUAUGCAUGUAUCAUUAACGAUGUAGCUAUGUCCAACGUGAAAAGAAAGCUCAUAUAAGGAAUGGGAUUUCAGUACUUGUAACUAACACACGAUAAACAUAAUGCUGAGAGAGAGAAAGUUGUUGACAUCGGGAUUAUAUCACUUGUAGGGAUGCAAACGUGCUAGUACUUCUGUUUGAAUACAAUUUGAACUCGGGUAAAAUUUAUUCUGAAAGCUUGAAAAGUUAAAAAAAACGAUUGGAACAUUUGUUCACCUGAAGAAAUAUGUUUCAUUAUCCGCACUUGUCUCGUCGGAGAAGCUUAACCUGUAAUGAAUCACAUCUCCUGUCUUCAUAGUAACUACACGAUACACGAUUUACGCAACAGUGAUUUAAUCUAGUUCAGACUAAAAACGUAAUUUCAUACAGACUGAGUGAAAACGCCUAACAAAUCAUAGAAAGAAAACUACGGGGAUUUAUCAUAUUUUUCCCAUGUUUUACGAGUGAAUUAUCGAAGCCCUUAUGCUUUUGAAAAUUGUUACAGGGCAAGCAGGUAUUUUAGUGCGAGGCUGCAUUUUUACAGUUAUUAUAUAGUGUGAAUAGUAUGACCAGCGCUUUGUUAAUACGUGCGAUAUAAAUUUAUCGAACAAAUAAUAAUGCUGCAAAACAGCAAUGUUCAAUAACAUUCAUGUUUUUGUUGAAAAUAAAUAACAGCAGGCAGGCGUAUUAAUUCAUAAGCGUUUCUUAUUUAAACCAAAGCAGUUUGGCAUAGUAUUAAGUGAUAUUCUUGAAAACUUUGUUACUAACAUACAUAUAUGUGCGCGUUCCCGUGUGUACGCUCUAAAUACAAUACUUCCACUGCGUUGAUUCGCCGUUCUUCGUAUAUGACGUAAAUGAUGACUUCAUCACAGAGAUGGGAAAACCAUGGAUACGAAAUCCAAAGGCGCAUCACUGGUCGAGAAAAGGAUGCCGGUGGUAGAUCGCCACUGACUCGUCAAGUCAGUUUCGCCAAGAGGGCGGCGGUCCAGUGGUACAAAAUGAAGUGGCAGUUAACCGGAAAGGCCGACAACACGUGGGGCGACGAGUUGCAGGGGUUCGCAGUGGUCAAGGAAGCCUCACCCCUUGGGGACGCGGGCCUCGAGUUUUUCGAGCCUGGAAAAGUCAACCAGUGUCGCCUGAAGUUUUUCAACAUGUCACGUGGCGAUGACGCGUCAGACGAUUUCCGGUGCGCAUUCUUGAAGUUUGGUGAUGAUGAAACAGCCGGACCGUUCGACCUCCCGUUCACCACGGGGCGUGUGUCCUGUUACAGCACUGUUGAGGGUUUGCAGGAUUUCUGUGGGGCCCUAGAUGGAGACGAAGAUGCCAUGAGAGACUGGGCCCUAAAGUCGCCAGAAAAUUAUUUUGCCCUCGUCGACGGUCUGCGGAGAUUUCCACAGUGUCGAACGGAGUUGGACUACUAUAACCACGUGACUUACCGCGUAGAAAUAAAUGGUGGCAGGAAGUUAGUUAGAUUCCGUCUUCAUGGAGGCAAUGACGUAAUUAGGCGCUUGGCAACGCAGCAGGAACAAGAAGAGGCUUGGAUUAUCCGUAGACCGGAUAUGGAGCUUCCUGCCGAUACUUACUUAACAGAUCGACUUUUGAACGUCGCCUCCGAAAACAAGACGAUGAAACUUCAAAUCCAAAUCCGAGAAUACGACCCCCCCAUCGGUGAUCCGGCUCAAUUCUGGGACGAGGAGGCGUUUCCCUGGCGUGACCUUGCAGAUUUGACCUUAACCUACUUGGUACCGAAACUCUUGGAAGAGCGCGCGAACUACGAUUUCAGAACUUUACCGGGCGGUAUUUCCGUAGAAAUUCCCCAAGGUGGCGAAAACUACGGAAGCCUCGUUUUGAUUCAGGAGAAGGUGAUGACGUCAACGGUGCGCCCAAAACACCCGGAAGGAGCCCGCAACGAGAGUAAAAAGACCACGACUUUCUUGGUCCACGUAGAGACCGGUGACCAUCUGUUCUCAGGGACAGACGCCGGGGUCUAUAUAGCGUUGUAUGGAACGAAAGGCCGCACGAAGCGCUAUCUUCUCGACAAGCUCUUCCAUAACGACUUCGAACGCGGCAGCAAGGAAUCCUAUUACGUCGACGUUCCUUUUAUCGGUGACGUCAUCUUCGUGCAGGUGUUUCUGAUUGGCGGAACGUUCACGUUCGCGCGGCGGUGGUUCCUCAGCAAUAUCGUCCUUUUCGACCUGAGCACGAGGCGCCUCCUGGAGAUCCCGUGUAACAGCUGGAUCAACUUUAAGAUCACGUUGCCAACUGGGGAGGCUAUGCUAGCAAAAGACGAGAAGCAUUUUCCGCGGAAGUUGCUGCGACAUAUACAUCUAGAGGAAAGUCAGAGGGCGCUCAAGUGGGCUAAAACGCAGCCAGGAUAUCCGGGACAGAUUGACUGCGCAAAUUAUUCCAUGCUGCCCGUGGAUCUGCAGUAUAACCAAGAGCGGCAACUCGAGAAGAAGAAAAUUAUCCUGGACGUAGUAUUGAAACUGAAGCUGCAGAAGUACACGACGAUGUUAAGCUCAUGCGACUCCCUCGCGCAUUUCAAGACCAUGGCGUCCGUGGUGCCGCAGACCAAGACGAUGAAGGCGAUUUUGGAAAACGACAAGUGGCGUACGGACGAGGAAUUCGGAAGAGAGGUGCUGGACGGGGUCAAUCCAAUAAUGAUCCGGCGCUGCAGCAAGCCGCUGGAAGAGUUUCCGGUCACAAACGAGAUGGUUGGAAACCUUUUGGACCGAGGUUUGAAUCUUGAAGAGGAAAUGAAGGCAGGACACGUUUAUUUCAUACACUACAAGCAUCUAUCGGGCGUCGAGAGACGGGGCGGUGACCAGCCUCGUUACGUAGCAACGCCGUACCUGAUGCUGUUCGUUAAAAGCACGGGGCAACUCGUGCCCAUAGCCAUACAGCUCGAGGAGGUCCCAGGGCCAGGCAACCCAAUCUGGACCCCAAACGAUGACCCACUAGGAUGGCUUCUCGCGAAAACCUACGUAAAAUCCGCGGACUCCCACUACCAGACCAUCUGCGGUCAUCUCCUACAGGGGCAUUUAUUCAUGGAGGUCUUCACGCUGGCCAUAUUGCGCCAGUUUCCGCGGAGCCACCCCUUGUACAAGCUCCUCGUGCAAUACACGCGCUACACGGUGGCCAGCGCUCAGAUGGGACGAGAUUUGUUGAUUCACGGUGAAGAGUCAGUAUUCCAGAAAAUACUGUCUAUUCCGGGAAAGGAGCCGGACUUCAUGAGGAACUACUUCGCAGAUUUCACAAUUCGGCAGUUGAUUCCCGUCCAUGAUUUUAAAGACCGAGGGGUCGACGACCCGAACUUGUUGCCGAAUUAUCAUUAUCGAGAUGAUGCCUGUUCGUUGUGGAACAAAAUUGUAGAAAAGGUCAACAAAAUUCUGAAGAUAUUCUACGAAACGAAUAAAGAUGUCGCGGGAGACAAAGAAUUGCAAUAUUUUGUAAAGGACUUGCGAGAAAAUGGGUUCAACAAAGGCAAUGGCAAAUCAAACGGCAUUCCCACAGCCAUAGAAACACUCGAAGAAUUGGUCGAAUUCGUAGCAAUGAUCAUCUUCCAUUCCAGCGCGUUCCAUUCCGCCCUGAAUUUCAGCCAAUCGGAUUACUUCAGCUUUGGUCCGAACUAUCCGAGCGCGAUGCGGCGCGCGCCCCCUAGCGACAAAGGGCCGAUAACUGAAAAGGAUAUAGUGGACACCCUGCCCAGUCAGGCGGAACAGGCGGUUGCCAUAGCGUUCUCGCACUAUUUAAGCGAACCGCUCAGCGAUGAGGUUUAUCUCGGGGAAUUCAAGGACAGUUACUUCACGGAAACAUCUGUGCGGGAGAUCUUGGACUGGUAUGCAGACGAGAUGGGCGAAAUUUCCCGCCAAAUUUACAAACGCAACGAACAGCUAGACGUUCCAUACGAAUAUCUACUUCCGGAGAAAAUACCCAAAGCUGCUGGCCAAUAAAAACUAUCGAGACAAGCCAAAUAGCCAAUAUAAAUCGUCGUAACAUAAAUGGUGUACUUUUGGAAGCAAGUCAGCAAAUUGCAGUUUUCGUUUAACAAUUUUGCAUUGAUUGUUAUUUAUGCCCGUUUUUAUUUGAUCGCAUAGUUUUUAUGCCCCCGGAUCGAAUGAUGUUAUUGCAUGUGUCUGUCUGUCAUUGUAUGUGUGUGUCUGUCCCAAAACUUUAACCUUGGUUAUAACUUUUGCAAUAUUUUGCAACUUGAUAUUUGGCAGGCAUGCGUAUCUCAUGAAGCUACACAUUUUGAGUGGUGCAAGGUCAAGGUCAUCCUUUGAGGUCAAAUAUAUGGUUUCAAAGCCUGGAUAAUUUCUACUCAGUGAUUGAGUCAUUUUCCAAUACCCUACAGAUACAGAUACACAUAGUAGGGGGGCAUUGUGUUUCACACACACAGCUCUUGUUAAUUACUGUUAUGGCUACCCAAGUGAUAGGAUUGAUCAGCAUACUCACUCGAUGUGCCAUUGAAGAUUCCGGCUCAUAUGGCUUUGAACGUCGCAUUUUCCCCUAUGCAGUUUCUAUAUACCAACAUUACACCAGAACAAAAUUUCACAAAUGUGUGUAUGCUGUCUUUAAAUUAAAAUAUCCUUAAAUUGAAGCCAUUUUGAAAUUCGCCCACCGCAUUUAGUCUACUGUUCUCUUUACUAAUAUGUAAUGGAGAUGUGUAUAAUAACAGGGAUUAUUUACGCACGAAAUGUAAAUACUUAAAUUUUAUCGAGGUAUUUUGUUUUCUUCUGAUCCUUCUUCUGCUAUUAUUGUCAUAAUAGAAAACAAAAUCAUGUAUAACACUUUUUUUUCCAUCUUUGAAAUUUUUUAGAUAACAUGUCAGUGUGCAAAUAAGAGAGUAAAACAAUACAUUAUGUUGAUGUAGAUUCACAUAGCUAUUGCAUGCGCAUCUGCAUUUACCUUAAUACAUUCCGUCUAAAAAAGUAAGUGCCUUCAUUUUACUAAGUAGCAGUGUAAAUUCACAAAACUGUAGACAGCGUUGAAAAACACAUACAAUUUCGAUAAAUGAUAUCAUAUAUGAGUGGUUAGAAUCGAUAAUAAUCAUGGUUUAAAUUAUAUAUAAGUGUAGCUUUAUAGUUGCAAUAUUCAUCGUAUAUCAUAUACACGCUUUACGGAUUAAACACGUCUAUGUGUUGUUGUUUUUUUUACAUCGUAUACAUUGUCUUAAAUUCUUCCAAUAAACUAUGAAUACUUAUAUACUUCAGUUAUAGGUUUGUCUUUCGUUAACGUACGUAUCUAGUAUAUUAUGAGAAAUAAAGCUUAUUGAAUUAA
Messenger RNA from Dreissena polymorpha, 5366 nucleotides. RefSeq names its product polyunsaturated fatty acid 5-lipoxygenase-like. The transcript is spliced from 12 exons. Lineage: Eukaryota; Metazoa; Mollusca; Bivalvia; Myida; Dreissenidae. Gene Ontology annotation, biological process: lipid oxidation. The record is from RefSeq and is a predicted model, not a curated record. Gene Ontology annotation, molecular function: protein binding; heme binding; iron ion binding. The coding region runs from base 941 to 4039 and encodes 1032 amino acids.